Chlorella variabilis is the source of this 1641-nucleotide messenger RNA. RefSeq lists its product as hypothetical. Gene Ontology annotation, biological process: regulation of DNA-templated transcription. NCBI's taxonomy places the organism in Eukaryota, Viridiplantae, Chlorophyta, Trebouxiophyceae, Chlorellales, Chlorellaceae. The coding region runs from base 1 to 1641 and encodes 546 amino acids. The record is from RefSeq and is a predicted model, not a curated record. Gene Ontology annotation, molecular function: DNA-binding transcription factor activity. The transcript has 6 exons.
AUGCGGGACGAGAACGAGGGCCUCCCUUUCGCUUUCGGCCCCUCAGCGGGGUUCGAGGGCGGCGGCCUUCUGCCCAGCCUGCUGUAUGCCCCAGGACCUGGUGCCGUGUCUGAGUUCCCUGGGCAGCAGGUGCAGUGGGUUGGCGGCGUUGCUGGGCAGCAGGAGGUGCAGCCGCACGCGCCAUGGCAGCAAUUUCACGACGCGACUGCGCAGCAGCUGGUGGUGCAGGUGCAGCCGCAGGGCAGCUGGCUGCACAGCAGCCUCUCCCUGGACAGCGGCGGCGGCCAGCAGGGCGGCGCCCAGAGCGCCGGCCGCCUGGACCCCGCAACCAUGGCCGCAAAGCUGGCGUCAGCCCGGGAGAAGAACCGCGCCGCGCAGCAACGCUUCAGAGCCAGGCAGCGCGAGAAGCAGAAGCAGGCGGGGGAGCAGUGCACGGUGCUGCAGGAGCAGAUUGACGAGCUGGAGGGCGACAACGAGCAGCUGGAGCGCCAGAACCGCAUUUACGAAAAGGUGCUGGCGGUGCGCGACGCCAUGCUGCAGACCUUCACAUCGCUGCACCCGCCCUCCCUGGAGCAGCGGGACCAGGCGCCUCCCAUGAGGGUGGCCGCGCAGGGGCUGGCCAAGGCAAUCAAAGAGCUGCCCAGCGAAGGGGAGAUGGAUGCGGCUUCUCCCGCCCAGAAUGCGAGCACAGUGGGGCCGCCACAGCAGCCGCGGCAGCAGCAGGCGGCGCAGCAGGCGGUGCAGCAGGCGGGCGCGGUGGCCUCCAGCAGCAGCGGCAGCGGCGCGUCUGUGGAUGGGCUGCCCAGUGUGCAGAACGUGACGUGGAACCUGGCCGACCCGCACCGCUCGGGCGUGGCCGCGCAGCUCGACGGCAGCGCGCUGCGGGAGGUGCAGAGCAUCCCCAGCACUCGUGAUGAGGCUGUGAGGGCCAGCGUGGUGGCCAUGACCGAGCCGGAGCACCUGAUGGACUACUACCGCCAGUGGCAGGCGGAGCUGAGCGUGAGCUACGUGGCGGCCAAGGCCUCGGGGUUUGACGCAGACGGCGUGGCCGAUGUGGAGGCGGUGCAGGAGCGCAUGACGCAGGUGUGGUGGCACGUGGGGGAGAUGAAGCCGGCAUACCUGUGCUACCUGGCGCACGCCGCGCUGCCAGAAAACUCGGCCCAGUUCCCGCUGUGGCGGGAGAUUGCGGCCGAGGUGCUGCCGCAGCUGGACGAGACGCAGAGAGCGCUGCUGCGCCGCAGCUGGCACGCGUACAGCAAGAGGCUGGCCAAGAUUGCGGUGGGGGUGUCCAGAUGGGUGCGCCGGCUGCAGGAGUAUGCGCUGCAGCCCACCGAGGGCCUCGUCACCAACGCCAACUCCUCGCUGGAGCUGCUGGAGAUCACCAGCCACAUUGCGGGCGCUGUGCAGGAGGAAUAUGUUGCCACCAUGGAGUUUGUUGCUGAGCAGGCGCUAGCCACCACCCCCAUCCAGAAGGCCUACAUCAACCACGCCUCCGCCCCCUUCCUGCCCGACAUUGUGGCCAUUGACUACAACAUCCUGCUGAUGGACAGCCAGCAGCGGCAGGCGCGCGCCAAGGGCGCGCCCAGCCUGCUGGCCCCCGCCGGAGCCUCCUCCGGCGCCAAUGUGGCCCCACAGACCUGA